Messenger RNA from Planococcus citri (citrus mealybug), 2733 nucleotides. RefSeq lists its product as uncharacterized. NCBI's taxonomy places the organism in Eukaryota, Metazoa, Arthropoda, Insecta, Hemiptera, Pseudococcidae. The record is from RefSeq and is a predicted model, not a curated record. The transcript is spliced from 12 exons. The coding region runs from base 132 to 1232 and encodes 366 amino acids.
AAUUUUCGAACCUUACAUCGUCCACAUUCCAUUGAAUAUCUACCUACUUACAUAGCUUCACUCUAACCUACCCUUUGGACAUCAGAGAAAACCAUGAAACCUUUUAUAGUUUGAAUUUAACUUAUUAGAACAUGAAUGACAAGCUUUUUUCUCACUUGAUAAUGGCACAUUUCUUGUCAGGGUGGUGGAGUGUCCUAGGCGAAAAUUCCAAUGACGACGACGAUACACUUGAUUCUAAGGAUUUGAGAGUUCUAAAAAUGGUCACAGACAAUCCAGACCUGUACAAAGUGUUACGGGACAGGUUGAUUAGUUUAAAUACAUUCAAGGAGUUAUAUUUUAAUGAAGAGGGUGAAAACAGGAAUUAUUAUGCGGGAAAUUUUGGCUACCUGAAAUAUGUACAAGGGAUCAAAAUACGCGACUGGAUUGUUGAUCUAGAAAACAAAUUUCCGAAUUGGUUGAUGCAUCUUGAAGUCGAUCGUUUCAUUAAAUGGGUACUAGCUCUAAAAUUCGUCGAAGGACCUAUUUUCGAUGAUCUGCGAAAUCGCAUAAAAAAAUGCACUGUAUUAAACGCGGAGGAAUUUGCUAAUGAAAUGGAUUCGAUGUUCGAAGAAACGACAUCUUUAUUUGCUGGCAAUUUGCCCGGAAUCCCCAUACCAAAGCACAAUGAAAUACUACAUUUAUGCAAAAUAAUGUCCAGGGGCAAAGAAGAAAGAGAAGCUGCGUGCAAUAUCCUAUUAAGUACUAUCUCUGGUGAUAGAAUUAAGGUCCCUACAACAAGUAAUAUAUCUUCUUCGAUUGCUGAUACUUACCCUUCAAAAUUUUAUGUGAUUAUCACAGCAUGUAAAAAAAUGUAUCUCACGGAUGCUGAAAUUGUUUUUGAUGAUGUCUUACAAAAAGUAGAAAGUGAUUCGGAAUUUAUAAACCAUAACUGCACCAUAUUAGAAAAUUUUCUAGUGAAUCGUAUUCAAACAGAUGAUACACAGAAUGAACAAAAACAAAAAACUACUUUACCCGCCGUAAUUAUUCGAAUAGGUUUCCCAAUAAAUUUACGAGUUACAUCCCCUGAAGAACGAAAGCAAAAUAAAUUGAUUCUUGAUUCUGUGAUGAAUUCUAUAAGAACUGACCUACAACAAAUAGUACCGCAAUCUGAUGGAAACAUUUUUAUCGUGUAUGAAUUUAUAUCUCACGAAUGGUUCAGGUCUUUUGUUAAUCCAUCAAAGAAAAAGAGAUGAAUCCGGCGAACUUGCUAAAUCCGAAGAUAAAAGAAUCUUAAAUGGCCAAUUAGGUUAAACUGACGAUUCCUACUACACAAAAAUUAAAAACUAACAGCAAGACCACCAACCAGCGAACCAGCCGCUCAUUCAGCCAUCUCCUCUGUUCCUAUAAUUCCCACUUGAUAGAAUGAUCAGGAAAUACUUAAACUUGUAACAGAGAACCCAGGUCUGCAUCGAGCAUUUCGGGAAAACUUGAUAGUUGGAAAACUAAAACAGGAUUUAAAUUUUUUCAAGGGGUUAUACAAUGAUGAAAAGCAAAAAAACAUGGAUAAUGGAGCAUUACAUACUGGCUAUCUCAAAUAUGUACAAGGGAUCAAGAUACAUGACUGGAUUGUUGAUCUAGAAACAAAAUUUCCGAUAUGGUUGAGUGAUCUUGAAGUCGAUCGUUUCAUUAAAUGGGUCUUAGCUCUAAAAUUUGUCGAAGGUCCUAUUUUCGAUGAUAUACGAAAUCGCAUCAAAAAAUUUAAUAUAAAAGUGGAGGAAUUUGCUAAUGAAAUGGAUUCAAUGUUCGAAGAAACGACAUCUUUAUUUGCUGGCAAUUUGCCCGGAAUCCCCAUACCAAAGCACAAUGAAAUAUUACAUUUAUGCGAAAUAAUUUCCAGAGGCAAAGAAGAAAUAAGAAAAGCAGCGUGCAAUAUCCUAUUAAGUACUAUCUCCGGUGAUAGAAUUCAGGUUUCUACAUGUAACAAAGCUUCUUCAACUGCUGAUACUUACCCUACAAAAUGUUAUGUGAUUAUCACAGAAUAUAAAACAUUGUAUACCGAUGCUGAAAUUGGUUUUAAUGAUGUUUUACAAAAAGUAAAAAGUAAUUCGGAAUUCAAACAGCAAAAUUGCAGCAUAGGUACUAGAAAAUUUUAUUGUGCAUCGUAGUCAAAUAGAUGAUACACACUAUGGACAAAGACAGAAAACUAAUUUACCCACCAUAGUUAUUAGAAUAGGUUUCCCGUUAAAUUUACGAGGCACAUCCUCUAAAAAAUUGAAGGAAAAUUAUCCAAAAUAUGAGUCCGUUAAGGAUGCUAUAAGGACUGACCUACAACAAUUAGUACCAAAAUCUGAUGGGAACAUUUUUGUAAAGGAUGAAUUUAUAUCUUACGAAUGGGCCAUGGCUGAUUCCGCAGGAAAAGGAGACCCAAAGGACCCAUCACGUUAAACUGAAUGAUGUUUACACAUGACAAGGAGUGAAAAUUACCAGAAAGACCACCAACUAGCCACUCAAUCAGCCAUAUCUUCUGUUCCUACAAUUCCCACUAAAUAUUAGUCCCCAAUUUUUAGUUCUUUUUUUGGAAACCUAUUAUUGUUUGAAAGUAUCUUUGUUACUAUAAUUUCUACAGUCCCACUAUAUUGUUAUGUGCCAUUCUCUCGCUUAUCAGUACCUAAUCAUUAGGUAGAAUAUUGAGUGUUUUGAGAAAAUUUUUUUUAAAGUAAUAAUAUUUCCUGAAAAAAAUGUUUACCUAUGACA